AUUCCUAAACAAAGUUAAAACUUACCAUACUCCUGCCUCUCACUACCCCCAAUCCAAACACACACUAAAUCAAGGGAUAUUUUAGUCACGUCGGGGCCUAAUUGCAAGACCCUAAGAAUUAGCGGAACUUAUGAGCAAUUUCAAAGAUUAUAGGAUGUAGUAUGGAAUUAUUGAAGAUUUAAGAGGCUAGUAGGGAAGUUAUUGGAGAUUUAUAAAGACCUCGCUUUUGUUCUUUCUCUCCUCUCAUCGAGGGGAGAAAAAAACCCUAAUUAUCCGCACAAAGCGAAUCUCGCCCGCGACCGCCAUGGACGAUUCCAAGAAGAGAAAGCUUGAAGAAGAAGAAGGAGGCAACGGGGAGCUCUCUCUCAUCAAUUCCGAUCAACAGCUGCGCCUUCUUCUCGAUCCUCUUCGAAAAGAUCAGCUCGUCGACCUCUUAGCCAAACUAGGUACCCAGUAUGCUACAGUUGCAGAUGAAAUUAGAGGUGUGGCAAGCUCCGAUCCUGUUCAUCGCAAGCUUUUCGUUCGUGGGUUGGCAUGGGAAACUACUUCAGAAACCUUGUGUGCUGCAUUUUGUGAUCAUGGUGAGAUCGAAGAAGGAGCUGUCAUAGUUGACAAGGCGACUGGAAAGUCUCGUGGAUAUGGCUUCAUUACUUACAAGCAUAUGGAAUCUGCUCAAAGGGCCUUGAGAGAACCAAGCAAAUUGAUUGAUGGUCGAUUGGCAGUCUGUAAUCUUGCUUGUGAGGGUCUAAACAGUGCAUCUGUAAGUUCUGAUAUAGCGCUUAGGAAGAUAUAUAUUGGUGGACUCUCUCCAGACACUUCAACCGAAGUUUUGCUCAAUUUCUUCAGCAGGCAUGGGGAAAUAGAAGAAGGUUCAGUUGCUUAUGAUAAAGAGACAAACAAAUCAAGAGGAUUUGGCUUUGUCACGUACAAAACUGCUGAGGCUGCAAAGAAGGCUAUAGAUGAUCCAAAUAAAAUACUUGGGGGGAGAAACAUAACUGUGAAGCUUGCAGACACCAAGAACAAAGCUACACAAGGCCAGCUUCCACCAACUCUGCUUCCAAUACCCAUUCCCAUUUCAGCUGCAUAUUCACAGCCUGGAAAGAACCAGGUUUCAACUGCAACAGCCUAUGCUCCUUAUCCGCAGCUUUUGCCAUCAUAUCCUUCUGCUCCAUAUCCAGGUGCACCAACUCAGUACCCUCAUCAAUCGCACGGCUCAUAUUCACCGCUCUCAGCAAAGAAGGAACACAUCGGUUUUCCUUCAGUUUCACCUACUGGACUUUCUGGAUACCCGUAUUAUCGCUAGAUUUCAUCAUGUUCAGGAGUUGUGUUAAAUAUUUUAGCAGUCUUGAGACAAAUUGGCCAUUUUCGCCAGAAAACCAAGAAACAACAGGCCAUCUGCUGUGAAACAUAUUUAGUCUUGUAUCUCUACUCUUGACCUAUUUGCUCUAAAUAGAUUUUGCUAGUUCUGCACCCUCUGUAGUUUGAAACAUAUGUAGAAAUUUAAAAACUCCGACAUUU
This is a messenger RNA of Asparagus officinalis (garden asparagus), 1518 nucleotides long. Its product is annotated as UBP1-associated protein 2C-like. Lineage: Eukaryota; Viridiplantae; Streptophyta; Magnoliopsida; Asparagales; Asparagaceae. The record is from RefSeq and is a predicted model, not a curated record. The transcript is spliced from 6 exons. Gene Ontology annotation, molecular function: RNA binding. The coding region runs from base 305 to 1303 and encodes 332 amino acids.